Trichophyton verrucosum HKI 0517 is the source of this 1149-nucleotide messenger RNA. RefSeq lists its product as uncharacterized. Gene Ontology annotation, molecular function: mRNA binding; enzyme activator activity. Gene Ontology annotation, biological process: deadenylation-independent decapping of nuclear-transcribed mRNA; positive regulation of catalytic activity; deadenylation-dependent decapping of nuclear-transcribed mRNA. Gene Ontology annotation, cellular component: P-body. Bases 1 to 1149 code for a protein of 382 amino acids. NCBI's taxonomy places the organism in Eukaryota, Fungi, Ascomycota, Eurotiomycetes, Onygenales, Arthrodermataceae. The record is from RefSeq and is a predicted model, not a curated record. The transcript has 2 exons.
AUGGGCGGAUCAGCCUCCUUGGUGGAUGUAUAUAUUGUGUAUAUGGCUGGAGAGACGUCAGUUGUAUGCAGAUCGAAAGUGAAGGAUGAGGUGGGAUGUUGCCUGCAGGAGGAGAAGUUAACGUUAUUUACGUACGAUCCAGAGGCUUGGCGGGACGAUGGCCAGAAACGGCAACUUUUGACAUCCUCACAAAGAACACCGCAGAAGAUACAAGCUCAAGGACCAUCCUUACAAGCUCACUAUUUAUCCAGCAAGGCAGCUCCCGCACCCGCAGCGGGACCAGCACCGACAAGGACAAACGCAGAGAUCAACCUUUCAGUUCUCCGACGACACAACCCAUCCAUAUCCUCCAUCCUCUCCCUCGCCCAAUACGCAGUCAUCUACCACUUCAACGCAAGAACACAGCUAUGGGAGAAGAUCGGGGUGGAGGGGACACUAUUUGUCUGCCAACUUACCCCAGGCGAACUGGGUGAGGACAGAUACAGCGUGUUCCUACUAAACCGGCGAGGAAUGAACAACUUCGACGUCAAACUUUCAACCGGAGACGACAUUGAGAUCACGGAGGAGUACGUUAUAUUGAAGGUGGACGAGGAAGACAACACCGCUCCCCAGACACCCGAGAAAGGCGCAGUGAUGGCUUCACCUGGAAUAAAGGCAAUGAUAUAUGGGAUUUGGAUAUUUUCGGAACCGCCUCCGAGCUCGACUGCGGAUGCGAGGACGCUGAAUGCACAGGUUAUUAAGGAAUGCGCGGUAUAUGCGGGGGAGAGCAGGAAGGCUGCGGAGGAACGACUGGCUGAGGAAAGAAGGCAGGCUGCUGCGCAGGGUAGUUAUUAUCCUAGUGAUACGGGUGACGGGGAAGGGUUGCAGGGCGGAAUACCCAUGGGUAGACAGAUUUCGCUCAAGGAGCUGUUUGGACAGCAGAGAGCGCAGGAUGAUGAGUGGAGUGUCAAGGUGCAUAGUCCGGGUGCUGGGAAUGCAGGGCCGCAACACACAUCGUUCCCUCUGCCUCCUCACCAGCCUGCACCUCCGCUUCCCCAGCAACACGGAGGAUGGAACCAGACAAUGCCGUUUCCUUCGGGUGGGAAUAAUGUGUUGGGAGAACUCUUCCGCAGCGCCAGUAUGAAUUACCAAACAGGAAAUAACAACUAG